CCUGAGAAGUCGAGAUGCGAUCGUGGGGGGCUCCGUCGUGGUACUGGCGCCGCUGGAGGUACUGCUGGUGGUGGGUCGUGUUCGUAGGUUUGGCCGUGGGCUCCGGGGAUAUGGUGUGGAGCUCUGCGGAGGCGUGCCCGUCCUCCUGCUCGUGUAGCGGCUCCCGGAUCUCCUGCGUGGACCCGGAGCGAGGCAUCAGCGGCUUCCCCACGCUGCAGGGCGAGGCGGAGAUGGAGAACAUCACCGACAUUUACAUCGCCAACCAGAGCAGCUUCUCCUCCAUCAACGACAAGGACCUGCACUACUACAGGAACCUCAGGAACCUAACGGUGACCAACAGCCGGCUCACAUAUGUGUCCAAACUGGCCUUUCAGAACAACCUCAAACUGCAAUACCUGAAUAUGAAAGAUAACAACCUGUCAUCACUGUCCUGGACGAUAUUCAGACACCUCAACAUCUCCUAUCUGAUCCUGUCUGGAAACCCACUGCACUGCUCCUGUGAAAACAUGUGGAUCAAACUGACUCUGGGAGAAGAGGCUGACAACCAGGAGCUGCGCUGUACUGAGGACGGAGGAACCAAGAGACCCCUGUCCAGAUUCAACCUGCCCAACUGUGAGGUUCCCGAGGCGACCCUGAGCAUGUCCAAAACUCCGGUGAGGGAGGGGGAUAAUGUCCAGCUGUCCUGCACCACCUCAGGAGUCCCAGCGCCGGAGCAGAUCUGGAACAUGGGGCUCGUCACCAGCUACGAGAUCCAAGCCUCAGGACAAACCUCAGUCCUUCACUUGUACAACAUCUCGUCCUUGGACCACAACGCUAAGAUCAGCUGCACCGCGGAGAAUGUGGUGGGAGAGAAGGAAGCAUAUCUGAUCCUUGACAUCCUCUUCGCUCCAAAGAUCACCAAACUGAGCUACGCCAUCGCCGAUCACCACUGGUGCAUCCCCUUCAGCGUCGCAGGAAACCCAGAGCCAACCCUGACCUGGUACCUGGACGGUAAAGAGGUGACAGAGGGUUUGUACAUAAUGACCAUGAUCCAUGACAUCACAGAGCGCGAGUACCACGGCUGCCUCCAGCUCGACAGCCCCACCCACCUCAACAACGGCCACUACACCCUAGUGGCACAGAACAAGUUUGGCAUAGACCGUAAAGAGGUGGAUGCGCACUUCAUGCACACCCCAGGAGACGGUGAUGAGCCAUAUUAUUACGAAGUAACGACAGAGGGCUACCCAAUCGACCCUCCUGAGGACAGAGUGGCAGUCUAUGUGGUGGUGGGCAUCGCUGCAGUGGCGCUGGUCGGCUUCCUUCUCAUGUUGGUUAUUCUCAAAUUCAGCGGGAACUCGAAAUUUGGCAUCAAAGGGCCUUCGUCGGUGAUCAGUAACGACGACGACUCAGCCUCACCGCUCCACCAUGUGUCCAACGGCAGUAACACGCCCUCCUCCUCCGAGAUGGGCCCGGACGCCGUCAUCAUCGGAAUGACCAAAAUCCCAGUGAUCGAGAAUCCGCAGUACUUCAGGAGCACCAACAGUUUGCUCAAGACAGACACAUUUGUGCAGCACAUAAAGAGACACAACAUCGUCCUGAAGAGGGAGCUGGGAGAGGGAGCGUUUGGGAAAGUGUUCCUGGCUGAGUGCUACAACCUCUCCCCAGACCAAGACAAGAUCCUGGUUGCUGUCAAGACACUGAAGGAGGCCAGUGAAAAUGCCAGAAAAGACUUCCACCGUGAGGCCGAGCUCCUGACCAACCUGCAGCACGAGCACAUAGUGACUUUCUACGGAGUGUGUGUGGAGAGCGACCCCCUCAUCAUGGUGUUUGAAUACAUGAAACACGGGGACCUCAACAAGUUCCUCAGGUCUCACGGCCCAGAUGCUGUGCUGAUGGCAGAAGGAGGUACCACCCGACCUGUGGAGCUCACUCAGUCUCAGAUGUUACACAUCGCUCAGCAGAUCGCCUCAGGGAUGGUCUACCUGGCCUCCCAGCACUUUGUGCACCGUGACCUGGCCACCAGAAACUGCCUGGUCGGGGAGAACCUCCUGGUGAAGAUCGGGGACUUUGGCAUGUCCCGGGAUGUGUACAGCACUGACUACUACAGGGUGGGCGGGCACACUAUGCUGCCGAUCCGCUGGAUGCCUCCGGAAAGCAUCAUGUACAGGAAGUUCACCACAGAGAGCGACGUAUGGAGUUUAGGAGUGGUCCUGUGGGAAAUCUUCACCUAUGGAAAACAACCCUGGUACCAGCUGUCCAACAACGAGGUGAUCGAGUGCAUUACGCAGGGCCGUGUGCUACAGCGCCCCCGCACCUGCCCCAAGGAAGUGUACGACCUGAUGCUGGGCUGCUGGCAGAGAGAACCACACAUGAGACUCAACAUUAAGGAAAUCCACGGCCUCCUUCUCAACCUGGCCAAAGCUUCUCCGGUUUACCUGGACAUCCUGGGAUAAACCACGAACUCGAUCCCUUUUUCCCUCCGCCUUUUCCCGAAUCCCUGAACGCUCGAGUGUGUGCUAGCAUGUGUGCGUGGAGCUAACAUCCCUACACUUUACGGCAAUCUUCAAAAAUGUAUCCGAAGUCCUUACGCAUCUACGGUCCCUUAAACCUACGCUCCUCCCUCCUCUUUCCUUGCGUCUUUCUUCAUCCUGGAAUAUUUUAACUUUGGAAAAACAAAACAAAAAAGAUAUCUAACCUUCGUUCUAAUGCUUUAAAAUCAAACUUGGGGCUCAGAUUUGAUGAAGCCUGGGUUACCGGUCGAAGGAUUUGGUGGCUCCUUUUUUUCCUCUUUGGAUCUUUACCAAAUGGGGAAAACUUCUGGAUCAUUUUUUGCUUGUAAAUAAAAAAAAAAACUGGGAGAUUUUUUUGCUUUUGCUUUUGUUUUUUGGGAUUUCGUGCGAUUCGGAGCCUUGAAGACACUGUGUUCCCUCCUCUCGCCUUUGAGUUGGACUGCGGCCGCUACCAGAGGAGGAGAGGUUACCAUUUGGGAUUCCUUGAAACAAACAAUACAAAUGUGUGUAUUAGAAUUGUACAAAUAGUUUGAAGAUAAUACAGUAACUUUAUAACAAUAUCCUUAACAAUAUCUCAUGCAAGGCUUCAGCUGUAAACAAGUACUGCGUCUCCAAUCGCAAACUUGUGUUAUGUAAGCAAGGCACAAUGACAUACUUCAAAGGGCGCCAUUUUGAUUAGGGCUUAUUAAAAAGUUUGGUAAUGGUAACACUUUAUAAUAACUAACUUUGAUCGCCUUAAUAAAGCACGAGCAAAGUCUUAAUUUCCUAAUCGUAACUCCCUAAUCCGAACGUCUCUAUGUAGCUGCGAAAUCCGAGUCAUUCUUUAACUAUUUAAGAUUUGAUAUUUGACUUUUACUGACUUAAAAGCCU
Messenger RNA from Periophthalmus magnuspinnatus, 3359 nucleotides. RefSeq names its product neurotrophic tyrosine kinase, receptor, type 2a (gene ntrk2a). Gene Ontology annotation, cellular component: signaling receptor complex; plasma membrane; axon. Bases 15 to 2432 code for a protein of 805 amino acids. Gene Ontology annotation, molecular function: brain-derived neurotrophic factor receptor activity; ATP binding; brain-derived neurotrophic factor binding. The transcript has 20 exons. NCBI's taxonomy places the organism in Eukaryota, Metazoa, Chordata, Actinopteri, Gobiiformes, Gobiidae. Gene Ontology annotation, biological process: trans-synaptic signaling by neuropeptide, modulating synaptic transmission; positive regulation of kinase activity; cellular response to brain-derived neurotrophic factor stimulus. The record is from RefSeq and is a predicted model, not a curated record.